This is a messenger RNA of Tarenaya hassleriana, 1202 nucleotides long. RefSeq names its product myb family transcription factor EFM. The record is from RefSeq and is a predicted model, not a curated record. Lineage: Eukaryota; Viridiplantae; Streptophyta; Magnoliopsida; Brassicales; Cleomaceae. The transcript has 5 exons. Gene Ontology annotation, molecular function: DNA binding; DNA-binding transcription factor activity. The coding region runs from base 18 to 1052 and encodes 344 amino acids. Gene Ontology annotation, biological process: regulation of DNA-templated transcription.
AGCUCAAGAACGUGGAAAUGGAUUACGCCCAGAAAAUGCAGAAGUGCCAUGAGUACGUUGAAGCUCUAGAAGGAGAGCAGAAGAAGAUCCAGGUCUUUCAGCGUGAGCUUCCUCUGUGUUUAGAGCUCGUAACUCAAGCGAUCGAGGCGUGUCGAAGGGAGCUGUCGGGUUCGUCGGCGUCGGAAUACGUGAACGGACAAUCGGAUUGCUCUGAGCAGACGACGAGUGAGUGUGGCGGUCAUUUGUUCGAGGAGUUCAUACCCAUCAAAAGGAGAUCUUCGUGCGAGGAAGACGGUGAACACGAAUCUCGUAAAUCCGAGAACGAUGGUGACGAGAAAAUGGCGAAGAGCAGUGGGAAUGAUAUUACAGAUAAGAAGAAAUCGGACUGGCUUAGAUCUGUUCAGUUAUGGAACCAGUCGCCGGAUCCACGACCGGAAGAGGAUCAAGCUCCUAAAAUGGCGACGGUUGUUGAGGUGAAGCGAAAUGGCGGUGCGUUUCAGCCAUUUCAGAAGGAUAAGCCCUCGCCGAAGAGUAAUCCGUCUCCGACUCCGGCGCUGACUACAUCGAGUUCCACGGCGGAGACCGGCGCCGGAAAACGGGACGCCGAGAAAUUGGAACAACAGAAGAGAAAGCAACGACGGUGCUGGUCGCCGGAGUUACACCGGCGUUUUCUUAACGCGCUUCAACAGCUCGGCGGAUCUUAUGUUGCUACUCCGAAGCAGAUUAGAGAGCUAAUGAAGGUUGAUGGACUAACUAAUGACGAAGUUAAGAGCCAUUUACAGAAAUAUAGACUUCACACGAGAAGGCCAGUAACGCCGGCGGCUCACGGCGGCGGAAAUCCGCAGCCACCGCAGUUCGUGGUGGUCGGUGGACUCUGGGUACCUCCGCCGCCGCCGGUCGACGGAACCAACGGAAUGUACGUGGCGGCGCAACCGCCGGAGCGUAUUUCUCCGUCGCUCAAACGCUCGGAAGAUAGAAUCGGCGGUCGUUGCAACUCGCCGGCGACACCUUCCUCUACGGACACGACCACAACUUCUUCUCCUGUGGCGUAGUUAGUCCUUGUAAUCGUUAUUAACUUAAUUAUUAGCAUUAAUGCCGGUGAGUGUAAGUAAAAUUUUUUAUUUUUUUUUUAUAAUUAAAGGACCAAGGUUGUAAUUUUUUAAUAAAUAAAUGUAGGCAAUUUUGACAUCUGACCACUAAUU